Messenger RNA from Trichophyton benhamiae CBS 112371, 1698 nucleotides. RefSeq lists its product as uncharacterized. The transcript is spliced from 5 exons. The coding region runs from base 1 to 1698 and encodes 565 amino acids. The record is from RefSeq and is a predicted model, not a curated record. Lineage: Eukaryota; Fungi; Ascomycota; Eurotiomycetes; Onygenales; Arthrodermataceae.
AUGUUAGAGGACGAAACAUCUAACCUUCAUGCUAUAGGCGUUAGCUGGGCGGAAUCUACCAAGACACGAUUGGAAGACAUAAAUGUCAUCAAUACUUGGCCUGGACAUCGGGAUUCAACAUGGAAGGUCCCGUCAAGAAUAGCCUAUGCAUCAGAGAAUAAAAACAAGAUACCAGCAGAUCAAUGGGGAUUCCAGGUCUCUCCAAACUUGAUGUGUUAUUCCUGGACUAAGCUGUUGCUAGACAAAAGUGCACAGCUAACAGGUUAUGAUGAUCCAUCGUUGAAGGAUCUUUUUGGAUCCGGCCUAAUGAGUCUGCCAAAGGGGAAAAGUGCACAGUCUGUGAUCGAAGACUAUUUCCGGGAGUUAUAUGUAUACCUUAUCCACCAGCUCGAGAAAAAGAUGGGAGCCGGUGUUUUCAAUGCCACCCCAAUGGAGAUAUAUUUGACAAUGCCGGCGAUUUGGUCAGACCAAGCCCAACUAGCCACACGGAAAGCUGCAGAAGCUGCAGGAUUCGGGUCAAGACCAUAUGACUCUAUCUUCAUGAUCAAGGAGCCCGAAGCCGCCGCACUUUCAGCAAUAAAACCACACCUGGGACCAAAUGCCAUUGAUCCAGUCCAGGUAUCUCCGCCUAUCCAUAAUAACGAGAUUCAUUCUUUGAUAGCUAACCAGACCAUUUUCCUUAAUGUAGGAGGAAAAUGCGGGUCAACUUAUAUCGACCGAAAUUUCAACCAGUGGAUGCAAGAGACCUUUGGAGAGGAAUAUACCUCGGUACCAAUGAGGUUACGAGGACCGGGAAGUAGAUUCAUGAACUCCUUUGAGAGUGCGAAGCGGAACUUUGGAGGUCCUAACGACGAUCGAGGAGUGGAAGUUGGGCCUAUCCGGAUGGACGUUGGACCAAGUGUCCACUAUGAUGAUGAUGAACUGGUGGUAAAGCUUUCGAAGUAUGACAUGCAGCGCUUGUUCGAUCCAGUCGUGAAGGAAGUUAUAGCUCUGGUCAAGUCACAGGUAAAAGCUGCUGAGAAAAAGAAAAAGAGAAUUGACCGGCUUAUACUUGUUGGAGGCUUUGGGGACUCAGAUUAUCUCAAUACCAAGCUAGGUGAAUGGUGUAAAGGAAAGAACAUCGGCUCUGUGACAUGUCCACCGGACUGUCAAGCUGCAAUUGUCAAGGGUGCAUGUCUGCGCGGCCUAGAAGGACUCAAGCCUGUUAUCACUCAUAGUAGAGCGCACUAUGGCUGGUCUUGGGGGAAACGAUUCAGGAAAGGCAUCGACCCCGAAGUAAAUGCGUACACUGAUCCGCUCACUGGCGAGAAGAUGUGCAGCGGGAGGAUGGAAUGGGUGAUUCCCAAAGGAAAACGACUGGACGAAAACUUCAAGAUGAAGGCGGACAUCCAGAGUACGUUCAAGCUGGGCCAGCCGCUGAACGAGAACAUCACCAUGUUCUCCUGCACCAUGGACGAGCCGCCGGAGCGAGAAGACCACCACCGUGUCGUCAAAGUAGGAGAGAUAUGCCCUGCCUUUUCGACGUCCACGUUCAGCGACUUCCAGACGCGCAGGGGCACGUCGGACGGACAGAUGUACCACCGCUUCAACUACACGAUAGAGGUCAACUUCCGGUCCAAGGGGGGUAUCCUGAGCUUUGCAGCGACGUCAGAAGGGAGAGUAAUUGCAGAUGCGGCUUUGGGCUUGCUCGAGGACUGA